AUGGCUGACUCGGUCAGCGGAAAUGGCAACUCGCACAGUUGUGAAUCUACGUCCAGUAACAGCGACGAACAAAACAAGAGGAACGGCGACAUCAAUACCACUGGGCACAGCAAUGAAUCCCAAAACAACAGCCUAGGCAGAGUCGAAGAGGCGAUGGCAAUGAUCAAUAUCAUGUCGAAUGCCCUCCAAGCUAUGGAGACCCGCGACGUCCAAGAACACCCCAAGACUGCCGAGGAGUACGAACUGGUACUGGAAAGCAAGGAAAGUCUUACCAGAAUGCGCAAAACUGCCCUGGCCGAGCUUCACUUUGCCCAAGAUCGCCUUAAGGAGGAGAAGGAAACUAGAAUGGUUGCGGCACUCAACGAGAUCGAAAGGGGUUACCAGCAGUACAACAGGAGCGUUGAGGACAUUCUCGCGCGAGUCAUUGUGUGGAUUGAGGAGUACGAACACGACAACGGGAUGAACACUGGCGUUUCGGGAAACCAGUCUGCAGGUGCGACCUGA
Molecule: messenger RNA, 504 nt
Organism: Colletotrichum orchidophilum
Lineage: Eukaryota; Fungi; Ascomycota; Sordariomycetes; Glomerellales; Glomerellaceae
Exons: 2
Coding region: 1-504 (167 amino acids)
Source: RefSeq, a predicted model, not a curated record